AUGUUGAUGAGUGCACCUACAUCUGGUGGCGUGCCGUUGUUCAAUCUCGUCAAGAACCCAAUGACCUCUUCACUAGAUGGAACAAUGCCUCCCAACGAGUCCUGGAAUGCGAUUAUAUCAAAAAAAUCAGGCAAUCUACCAUUUGCCAAGGCCUCCAAAAUUCUGCGGAGCGCAUUAAUAUCAACACCCUGCCCAUCGGCUCUCGCCACCAAUUCACUACGCUUCUUGUGGCCUCCAUCGCUUAGUGGCCCACCCACAACGGUUGAUAGUAGAUGGAGCAAGUUGCUUAACUCUUUAGCACCAAUGUCAGCGCCGCCGACAGCAGUCUGGAAGAUACGAAUAACUCUGGCGGCAUUCUCACCAAACUGUGGUAUGUUCUCGAGAAGGUCUGCAAGAUCCGACAAGUUGGGGACAGCUGGCGCAGCUGGCUUCUCGUCUUCACCAUCGCGCCUCUGUAGAACCUGGGCGGGAACACGCACUGACUGGUACUUGGAUGGCGAGUUGAAUACGUCCUGCAGGUACUUGAAAAUAUCAUCCAGCUGA
Molecule: messenger RNA, 543 nt
Organism: Eremothecium gossypii ATCC 10895
Lineage: Eukaryota; Fungi; Ascomycota; Saccharomycetes; Saccharomycetales; Saccharomycetaceae
Product: ADR245Wp
Exons: 1
Coding region: 1-543 (180 amino acids)
Source: RefSeq, marked provisional